CACCGUGAUCAUGUUUUCGCGUGUGUCAGCGGCGCUGGUGGCUCUUCAGGUGAUUGUCGCGGCUGGGUCGGACAAUCUUUACAGCGUGAGAAGAGGACCGCUUUACAUUCGACUGCCAGCACCUUACUCGAGCAGCCACCCGCAGUGUUUUGACACCCAAGUGAGCCGGUUUUACGACGUAGGCGAAGUCUGGUCGUCAGCGUACUCUGCGUGCAAGCUGAACACGUGUGUCAACAUCGGAGGGGUUCUGCACGUGGAGCGCUACUCAUGUCCAUCGGUUACCAAGAACGUGGACUUCACCAGGCUCAAGGCGGGAAACCUCUACUGCCGCCAGGCCUGGGGCAAUCGAAACAAGGCGUAUCCUGACUGCUGCCCCAGUCUGCAGUGCAAGCACUACGUGAAGGGAAAGCUGGAGCCGCUGCCCAAACACAUGUACCCUUACCUGUGAUUGUCGAAGAGAAUGGUGCUUUACUGGCAUACUCGUAUGUAAGGUGAUGAAUGCGUGAAUACGUUCAUCGGUGACUGU
Messenger RNA from Amphibalanus amphitrite, 526 nucleotides. RefSeq lists its product as uncharacterized. The record is from RefSeq and is a predicted model, not a curated record. Lineage: Eukaryota; Metazoa; Arthropoda; Thecostraca; Balanomorpha; Balanidae. The transcript is spliced from 3 exons. The coding region runs from base 11 to 448 and encodes 145 amino acids.